This is a messenger RNA of Staurois parvus, 492 nucleotides long. The record is from the annotation of a GenBank genome assembly. Lineage: Eukaryota; Metazoa; Chordata; Amphibia; Anura; Ranidae.
AUGACACAGGGUCCUCCUGGCUGCUGUUUGAGAAGCUCCAACAUGUAUUUUGUGAGCAGAGAAAACUGUGUUCUAGGUUGUUGGGACCUGGAGCUUGAAGGUUCCAGAGAUUCUUGGUGGGGACAAGACCUUCAGUCCCAUGUCCAGGCUUUGCUAGAUGCCUGCAGCCUGUGUGAGUACAUAGGUGGGCAGGAUCAUUAUAGGCCAGGUCUUCUGCCAUUUGGAGACAGGACCCUGUCAGGAGAGCUGGGGGUUCCUGCUGGAGACUGCAUCCCUUGUGAGGUGGGAUUCCUUGCCCAAGGACUGGGAAAGUCAGGACAGCUCCAAGAGUCUGGGGGACCUGAAGUGGCUUGUGUGAGUCCAGGGGGGGUGGAUCCCAGGGGGGAGUCCAGAAGUCAAUGGAGGAGUGAUCAAGCUUGAGGGGGGCUGGGGAACCCUAUGUAGAGACCAGGAGUGGACCUGUGUAGUGAGGUGCUGUGUAACCAAGGCUGA